AUGGAUCUAGGAGCGAGCUUUGCUGCUUUUCUCAUACUGGCGCUGGGGGGAUGGCUGCUCUUCAACUUCACAGCCAAGGCUCUUGCGCUCCUCAUCAGCCAAGUGACGGGCAACAUGGUGCACUUCAGGAUAAUCAGUCCAAUCAGGUUGAAGGACUUGUCAAUUACCUUCAAGAAGGGCCCCAUCGCAUCGGUGACAGUCGGCGAGAUGUCCUGCAGUGUGAGGGAUUCCCUGAGUCCUGUUCUACGAAGAAGUGGGGCUCUGAAACUGCACAUUGCUGUCAAAGAUGUGGAGGUACUACUGAGACCCACCGUGAAAUCGACAAGGAAGAAGGCCAAGAAGAAACCAAGGAGGCCUUCUGAAGCACGCGGGCAGCAUUCGGGGACUGGUGUUUGGUGGUUUCUUUCAAGAGUUGUCGGUCUUCUACAUGUCUCCAUGACGGACGUGAUCUUCACUUCAACAAAGGUGGAUAAUGUCUCUCUGCAUAUGAACUUUUUGGACCUGGACUGUCAGAGACAUGCCACGAACCGCCUGAACCUGCGGCUGGAGUGCCUUCCCUGGCACCUGCUGAUAUGCAGAACCGCAGAGGAGCAGAGUACCCGCUUGCACAGCCUCCUCUCUCUUCUGUCUGGCUCGAAGAAGACAGAGGUCUGCGUACCUGUAGUGACCUUGGAGAGCAUGGUGAUUGACCUAGCCGUGGGUUUCGAGAAGGCGCAUGGAAUCUGCGUAAUGCAGGCAGGGGUUGCUUGCGGCGAAAUGGCAGUCAAUCUAAACGAGCAGCUUGCCUGGCUUCAUCUAGAGGGGACCGUUGAGAGCGCCACACCGGCCAGGUCGGAGUCCAUCGAAAGCCAGCAAUCGGCCGCGGGCUCUACCACCCUCGAUCCCUCCGCUCCGUGGAACCUUCUAGAAGAAGAGGUGCACCAGGCUGCCAAGAAUGUUGAUCUACAAGGGAGAUCUCCGUUAGCUGCUUCUGUAGACGGUGCAGCUGCAGCACAGGCAGCUAGCGCUCUGAACGACCUCUUGCAACCCAGUGAUGGUCCAAGUCACGAUGGGGAUGCUCUCAACGACAGUAAACGCGGCUUCCGGCUGCCAGAUCAAGUGACUUUCCAGCUGCCCUGCCUGAAAGUCUCCUGGGCUCAUGCAAGCCUGGAGCAUGUCCUGCUGAGCGGAUUCACGGGUCUGCAAGUGGAAGCUAAGGGGACGCAGGCCGAUCAUCAGGCGGGAUCUUCGGGGCUGCUUGACGUGCAGUGUCAAUGCGGCGCUUUUGAGCUUCUCCGUGGCACGGACAUGGCGCUGGUCGAUGUUGUUCGCAGCGUGGUACACGCGUCUAUCCAAGUCCCUUCCAGCCAAGGGGAGCCGCUCAGGGCCGCAGUAGAUGUCAAAGUCGGGGGGGCAACGUGCAACGUGUCACCAAACCUUGACCCGUGGCUGACGAUUGCACUUGGCGCGGUUAAGUUUCUUCAGAGCAGGAAGGCGCACCGGUCGGCGGUGGGCAAAAGUGUUAGGAGUCCGGGAGGACAGGGGGCGGUGGGGGCAGAAAGCGGGGCUGGAGAACUGGGGUCCGGAGAGCCGGCUGCAGCGGGAGCGAAGAAGCGAAAGUCGAGCAAGCUUUUGUGGGACGUGGCCGUUUCGGCCCCAGAUGCUGUUCUCGUUCUCUAUGGUCCAUUCGAAGUCGAAGUAUUAAAGGUCACCGCGCACUCGGCACACACCUGGAUUGCAGCGUCUGGGCCCCAGGUCCUGGAGGCAAAUUGCGAGUUCGACGAGCUUCUCUUCCACUUCGUGGAGCCGGAGGCCAUCGGGCGCUCCAUCAAACGGCUCUCGUCUGACCCGCUCCUCCUCUCGAGCGCCCCCGAGACCCAUUUCGCAAAGCUGCUUCGGCUUAGGCACUUGGAGGUGCAGUGGGGUUCGCAGGGGUUGGAAGCCGAGGAUCCGGCAAGCGCUUCUGCAACGGGCGACGUGCGGGCGGUGCAGAUCGAAAUCGUGGGCGGUGGCCUGUUUUUGGAUAUGCAGCAGAUCCGCGCUCUGGUCAAGGAGAGCGACGCGCUUUUGGCGUACCUCAAGGGGAAGUUUGCGAAGGACCCUAGCAAAGACUCGUCAGCCAAGAAGAGCCAGCCGAAGCGCAAGAAGCGAGCGGCUGUGGAGCAGGUGCGGUUCAGCAUGGAGGCGUUUGCCUUAGAGAUCGAUAGAGUCAUGGAAUUCAGAGUCGUGACAGUCGAGGGCAAUCCGAAGAGCGAUGGGCGACCUGACCUGGCCCAAAUCGUUCCUGUACAUAUAGAGCAGGUCUUAGAUAGCGAAUCCCAGUCGAACGGAGAGUCGUUGUUCAAGUCGGAAGGUGCUUUCCGAACCAGCCCGGCAGGUCCGAAGGCCCCACCUCUGCCCUGCAGUGCCGUGCUGGCACUGGGCAAAGUGAGUGUGAUUGUGCAGAGCGGAGUGGUGAGUACGAAGCUCGAGCGGUGUCAUCUGGACUAUCGGGAAGAGGGGCUGCCGCUCGACAUUCGGACGGCAAGUCGCAGAAGCUCGUUCGACCAGUCUGGGAUGCGCAGCGGGGCAAAAGUGCAGGAAGGAAGCCGAUCGGCGAGUUCUUCGCAGCAGUCUAGUCGGAUAUCGUCCGGGGUGGGAACCUUGGACCCCAAGUCGGACCGGACUGUCACGCUCUGCGGGGUGCAGACUGCGAGCGCUGUCUAUAGCAAAGGAGUCAAGCAAGAGGGGAAGCCGGCAAGCGUGUGUGUAGCGGCGUGCGGGGUCGACGUCGCUUGGGAAGCGGAUGCGCACCUGUUCCUACAUGCGGUGGGGCAGGAUGUGAAGCAGGUGCUCGACCGGCGAAAAGAGCACCGCAAGCGGGCGAAGCGGGCGACAGGGGAUCACGGGGCGGGGCUGGGGGCCGAUGCAGCGAAAGCGAAUGGAGUAGAGGCGGAAAGCAACUCGGGGGGGCAAGCAAACGGUGCCGAGAGCGGGCAGAAGGAAAGCGUCAUCGACCAGGAAUUGGAGAGCGCGAAAGGUGAUUCGAAGGCGGGCAUGAGAGAAGCGUCUCCCGGCGCGGCGAGCCCGGCUGCAGCUCCUCUGAGGCCACUCGUGGUGUCCUUGGAUUUGGAGAUGCUUAACGUUGGGGCGGACAUCGGGCUCGGUUGGCAGGCGUUCCUGCGCGCGCAGUCGGUGUUUUCAGAAGACGCGUCGAUCGGGGUGCUGCUAGAGGGUUUGCAGGCGGGGCUGAAUGAUGCCGUCAUUCUUAGCAGCAACAGCUUACAGGUCUCGCGGCACCCCGCUCAGCCGGACGGGGAGGGCGUCGGAACCGGAACGGAAAGCGUCCAAGUGGGAACGGAAGGCGUCCGAACGGAAAGGGAAGGUGUCCGGCCGGAAGCGGAGAGCGUCCGAGCGGCGUGGGACGUGCUCGUGCAGGGGAACGGGACUCGGUUGACGAUGCCCUUCCGGAUGGCGCUGCGCGAGGCGGAGGACGCAGGGGAGGACACGGCGCGCGCGCUCAAGUACAUAUUGCUCGCGAUGAAGGAGGGGCACGCGUGGUUUGAGAAAGUCAGCUCGGAGCCGAAGAAGAAGAAGAAACGGAAAGCGGUGGGGAAGGUAACGCUGGCGAUGCGAGAUUUCCGUGCCGAUAUCGAGGACGAGCCGUUUCAGUCGUGGCUGGAUCUCCAUUACCGGAUGCUGGCGAAGCAGGUACGGGAAGCGAUGGUGCGCGAGAAACUGCUGGCGGAGAAGGUUGGGGAGGCGGCCGCCAAGGAGCUGAUGCAGGAGGCGCGGUCGUUCAUCGCGGUACCGACGCAAGCACCGGCGGAGAAGGGGGCGGAUGGGCCGGAUCUGCUGAACCCGGCUCUGGCUCGAGAAGCCUGGGAGCGCGUGAUGCGUCAGGCCAGCCGUGCCUACAAAGAGGAAUGCUCCUGGCGGCUUCAAAUCGAUGGCGCCACUGAGAAAGCCCCCGGCCCAGGGGGGCAGUGCACCGUCCGCGUCAGCAAAGAGCGGGAAAGCCUCAUUGCUGUCUCGUGCACGAGCCUGGACGUGGUCCUCACCGAAAUUGCAAACGGCACCGAGGGGUUGACGCAGCGGGUGCGCGAGAUGGAUUCCAUACGGCCCGGCCGGGGAGUGCCGUUCAGCCGUUUCUACGGGCGGCAUACCACGUGGGAGGCGGCGGGGCUGCGACUGCAGCUGCGGGACUUCAGCGUGCCGCUGCUGGCGGCCGUAAGCGGCACGGCGGAGGGGGACAUGAUCAUGGCACAGCAGGCGACUGUGGUCCCGCCCCUGGUCUGGCAGGAGCUUCCCGUCGGGCGCUGGCAGAUUGUCCGCAUGCUGCGGUCCGCAAGCGGAUGCACGCCCCCCCUCAAGCUGUACACCAACCUUUCAGUCGACCUGGUCGCCGCCGAGAUCGGUGUCGGCACCGGCUUUGAGCCCGCGUAUGCAGACAUCAGCUACGCGUUCACGACCGCGAUCAAGAAGGCGCCCAGCCCGGGCGCCGACGUCAUCGUUGCAAGCGCCAACCCGACUCCUAAAACGAGUGCCGCGGGAACGCCUCGGGCGUCCCAGGUGGACACUCUUGCCCCCACACCGGUCGAGUCCGUCCGCGACUUGGCAAUGAGCAGUGUCCCCUUUCCGCAGCAGGACGCGGCCGGUGGGCUGGGGUGCAUCGAGCUGCUGACAGGUGGCAGCGUGCCAAUCGUCGGGCUGCAGGGCACAUCGGCGAUACCGAAGGAGCGCAGCCUGCCGUGGUGGGACCUGAUGCGCUACUACGUGCACGGCCACCAAAAGGUCGUCUUCCACGACCUGGAGUUAGCCCUCCUCGCGACGCCGGACCCGUACGAAGAAGAGCAGAUGCUGCUUCUGUCUGCAAGCACGUUCGAGGUGAACAGCUACCCGGGCGCGGUUGCCGUUGAAGCGGAGAAAGUCUCCGUGAAUCUCACCGCCGGGGGUUUAGACGGAGCCGGAGGGGUAAUGGACGGCAGUGCGGCGGCGGCCGAGGCAGACCCCCUGGCCGGGCCAAUGCGGGCGACUCAGCUACAGAGCCCGGUGUAUUGGGUGGACUUUACUCUCGGUUGGGACUGCCCCUCGGGGCAACCCCAGAUGCACUACCUGCACGCGAUGCCUUGGGAGGGCACGCUCCGGCAAACGCUGAACGACCCGUUUCGGUCCACGUCGCUGCGGCUCGGCAUUGAGAUGAAGUUCCGCGAGGCCCCAACGGCGCACGUUCCAAACCCGAGCAGCCCGGAAACCCGCCCGCGGAGAAACACGGCCGACGUGCCCGAGGGCCCGCGCAACUUCGAAGCCACGUGGGCGCGGGUGCAUUCCAACAGCGAGGGCACGCUCCCGCAGUCGCGGCUUGCGCGAUCCCAGAGCGUCUCCGCGCAGCAGCUCACGCGGCGCCGCUCGAACGCGUCGUCGGCCGCGAGCGAGGACUUCCCGACGGUGCCGACGAUCGCUCUUGGCGCGCCGGACUUUCUUUUCGUCCGCAAGUGGUGGUCGCUGUGGUACUACCCGCCCAUGAAGCUGCGCUCAUUUGCGCGGUGCCCGCGGUUCGGCGUUCCAAGGGGCAAGCGGUCGGGGAACCUGGGGCUGGACAAGGUGCUCACGGAGCUCAUGCUCAAGAUCGACUCGACGCCGUGCUGUAUGAAGCACGUGUCUAUCGGUGAGAACGACCCCGCGGAGGGGCUGACUUUCCAGAUGCAGCACCUCAAGUACGACUGCUGCUGGUACCGGGCGCCCAUCGACGAGCAGACCGCCUCCAUCCUGGGGGUCGACUAUCGGGGGAGCCUGCCGCGGGGGGACCUCCUCGUGGUGUACCAGGCCUUCGACGCCCGCACGCUUCGCGUCUUCCUCGACUCCGAAUCGAAGGCGCGCGAGUCUGACGAGAGCCAGCGCCGGUUCGACAAGCUGCGGCAGCUGAUGGACCUCCCCGAAACGUACCGUGGCGAGGCCUCCAUCUCCGAAGACCCCGGGUCGGCCCGCUCCGUUUCGUACGGUGACGACAAGGGGUUUCUUCUGAGCACCGACUGCUUCUCGCUGCGCAAGCAGUCCCCCAAGGCGGACAACCGGCGGCUGGCCACGUGGCGCAUCGGCCCGCGUGUGGGCAUGACGAUGUUCAGCAUGAGCGGGCUGAGUGCGGCGAGCGACAGCGACUAUGGAAGCGGCGUCUCAGGCAGCGAGGAGGAAGAAGGCGUGGCGGUGCUGCUGGCCGACAACUGCCUGCGCGUCUCCCUCCACGGCCUGAAGCUGCUCUGGACGCUGCCCAACCGCGACGCCGUCUGGUCCUGGGUGCACGACAUGGCGCGCGGCUUCUCGUCCCCGAAGCCCUCCCCCUCCAAACAGUACGCCCAGCGCAAGAAGAUGGAGGAGCACCAACGGCUCCUCCGCUGGCGGCAGAACGUUUUAGAGAUCCCGGUGUCGCCAACCCCUGCUGAAAAGGUCGUGGGCGGCGUGGUGGGAAGCCUAGCCGGAAGCGCUCCCGGCGCUGAGGGCUGGAAACUGAACCCGGGGGACAAGCCGAUGAACCCGGAGCUGCAGAAGGAGGCCAAUACAACGAGGUCGGCGGCAGCCGGGGCGGCGCAGAACGCUCCGACGAAGGCGGCUGUAAGGAGCGCGGUGGCAGAGGAGGAGGACGGGGAGUUGAAGUUCAUGAUCAACGUCACGCAGCCGCAGUUCAACCUGCACUCGGACAACGCAAGCGGUCGUUUCCUGCUCGCCGCUGCCAGCGGCCGCGUCCUCGCCCGCUCUUUCCACGAGGCGGUCGUCAUUGGUCUGGAGGCGCUGGCGGGCGCUCCCGAGAUGCGCGGACUGCCGUCGGCGGGAGGUUUUCCGAUCAUCACGUGGCGGAAGCGCGAGCUCAGCAUUUUGCUAGAGCACGUGCAGGCCCACGUGGCGCCCACGGACGUCGACCUCAACGCAGGCAUCCAGUGGCUGCCCAAGGUUUCACGCGACGGGCGGGCGCAGGCAAACGCGAGACAGCCCGGGGUGCUGCUGGAGCGCGUUUUCACACCGUGCACCAUGGUCUUCCAGUACACGCGGCACCGUGGGGGCCAGGGCGACGGCAAGGGCAAAGACGCGCGCAUGAAGCCGCUGAAGCACUUCCACUUCACGUCGCCUGACAUCAGCGCCAGCAUGACCAGCCGGCAGUUCUCCAUUCUGAUGGACGUCAUCACCAGCCUACUGCUCGCGCGCCUCCCCAGGGCGCGCAACCCUCCGCUCCGGUGGGCCCCCUCUGCGACGGAUGAUGACCAGGAGCAAGAGGAGGAGGCGGACGAGGUGGUGCCAGAGGGGAUUGAGGAGGUCGAGCUGGCGCGCAGUGAGAUUGAGGCGCUCGAGAGGGAGUGCAAGGCAAUGGCACAGGACCUCCACCGGAUGCGACUGCAAGGCACCGACGACGGGCAGGCCGCUUUCAAUGGCGGUCUCAAGGGAACCAUUGACAACGAUCUCAAGCUCUGGAUGGUCACUGCAGCAAGAUACGCUCUGAUCCGUCGGCUCGAGCUGGGCCUGGCCGCGAAGCGCGAGGCCAAGGCGGCCGCACGCAAGAGCCUGCGCAGCAUCCUCAAGGCAGCGGCCGCCAAGCACCAGCAGCAGCUGAAGCACCCGUCGUCCGCGCUGCGCAUCAGCUGGAUCAUCGACAAGGGCAUGUGGACCAUGCUCGCCGACGGGGAGCCCUUCGCCGAGGCAGAGAUCAACAACAUGAUCCUGGACCUGGAUCGCGACUUCGAUGACGUGGGCUUCGCCAGCUUCAUGGUGAAGCACCUGACCAUCCGCAACUGUUUGCCGCACCCCAAGUGCAAGGAGAUUCUGGGCGCGUGGAACCCGCCUGAGUGGUCCAAGGCGUGCAUCCUCAAGGUGGAGGCCAAGCAGGGCGCGCCGGAGCCCAACGGCGUCGUGCCCAUACUCCAUUUCCAGGUGGACAUCCAUCCGCUGCGCAUCCACCUCACCGAGUCCCUCUACCGUAUGCUCUUCGAAUACGUCUUCCCCAAGGACGACCUCCACCCCUUCCGCCGCGCAGACUACCAGACCGCCGCGCUCCCGCCCUCCGGGUCCGCCGCGGCCUCGCGCCGUGGCCGCCGCAACACCGUCGAGGCACCGAACCCGUCCCUCUCGCGCCAGUCCAGCGGGGACAGUCUCAAAUCGCCGCACUCCCCCAAGCCGGGCGGCACUGGAUUCAACGCCUCCCCGGGGGGGCCAACCGCCCCCUGGGCCGGGGCAAAUCCGCUCAGCUCCAGCCCGGUGGAUAUGGACCCUGAGCUGAUGGCGGAAGUUUCGCGGGUGUCGCACACGCGGCAAGCGAGCAGCAGCGGGUACAGCUCCGGGGAGCCGCACCGGGGGCCCGCGCACCGGCGCACGGCGUCGGCGAUCGAGUUCGGGUCGACGGACUCGGCGCUCCUGGAAGCGGUCGUUGCGCAGCCGACGUCGGCGGGGCGGUCGGGGAGCUACAGCGGUCCGUUGGCAAUGACGGCGCAGACUGCGAUGAGUCUGGGGCAGGUCGGGGGCUUGCUCCAAGUUCAGGCGGCGGCGAUUCUGGCGGCGGCGGGGGCCGAGGGGUCCGGGUCGAGCGAGACACCCCCAGCGGGGAAGAAGCGGCGAAAACAGCGGGCUAAGGCGGUGCGGCAGAACGAGGAGGAGGUCAGCAAGAGCAAGGACUUGGUCAUCCACUUCAUCAAGAUCGCGCAGGUGGAGCUGGUGGCGACGUACGAGGGCUCCCCCAUCUCCUUCUCCGAGAAGCGCUUCCUCAUGGACACCUUCUCGCGCGAGCACUUCACGGGCGACUGGCGGCGCCUCUUCUACAAGGUCAAGAAGCACAUCAUCUGGGGGGUGCUCAAAUCAGUGGCCGGAGUGCAGGGCAAAAAGUUCCGGGGCCAGAGCCAGGGAGGGGGGGAGAUUCACACCGAAAGUGGGUCCGAGUCGAGCGACCAGGGGGCCCGGCCGGCGGCGCUGUUAGAAGGGAGCUCGGCGCCCGGCGGAGAGCGGAGACGAUUCAAGCACAGCCAGCGGUCCAGCGAGGGCUUCGUCUCGUCGGUCAAAGGCCUGUUCAAUGCGCAGCGGCGCAAGGCCAAGGCCGUCCUGCGGCGGUCGCAGCGCGGCAGCCCCUCCAGCCUGUCCACCGUGGACGAUGACCUGCCCAGUGACGGCGGCAGUGACGGCGGCUCGCAGCCGUCCCCGGGGCUCACCCCCGGCACCCGGAGCCUCAAGUCGCUCCUCCGGCAGUCUUCCAUGCGGCGCUCGCUCGGCAAGAAGACGAGCCCUCUGUUCAGCAACAAGUCAAAGCGCGGCUCCUUUAACGAGGAAACGUCUCCAACGUCGCGCAACGACGGGGGACGGAGCCCAGGCGUCCAGGAGUCGUCCACCCUGGACAGCAGCCCCUCCACGAGCACGAUCGGCUCCGUACGGGCUGAAGAGCGGUAGCGUAGCGCAAGACUUUGCGGGGCAAGAUGUGCUGAUUGUACAAUAAGGAAUAGCGCGAUGCGAAAGCAAAUGGCAAGGGAUGAAUGUCAGAAUGUCAGAAUAGGCUCUUCAUAUGCUUGCACUUAGACGAAGCCGCUGCAAAGCUCAUACAAUGGGACGGCGAACGUAAGCCUCCUGUAACAUGUCUGUAUAAGCCUUUCUUGAAAUCAUUCGAUGAUAAAGUCUUGGAGUAUAAGAGCGUACAAGGUUCGACUUGUUCAACGCGUUGGAUAGCUGCGAUCGCUGCACGAGCAACAUGCAAAACCGCAAGG
Molecule: messenger RNA, 9686 nt
Organism: Klebsormidium nitens
Lineage: Eukaryota; Viridiplantae; Streptophyta; Klebsormidiophyceae; Klebsormidiales; Klebsormidiaceae
Source: the annotation of a GenBank genome assembly